Molecule: messenger RNA, 408 nt
Organism: Daldinia loculata
Lineage: Eukaryota; Fungi; Ascomycota; Sordariomycetes; Xylariales; Hypoxylaceae
Exons: 2
Coding region: 1-408 (135 amino acids)
Source: RefSeq, a predicted model, not a curated record
AUGCCUCCUAAGGAAACAAGCGCGUUGACGGCUGGUGACCAGAAGUUCUUCACUGCCAUCUUCAAGUAUCUUCCCAAUAGCCUGGAUAUUGACUGGGACGGACUUGCCCAGGAGCUCAAUCUGAAGGAUUCAAGAAUUGCCAAAAUGCGAUUCUCACAGAUCCGACGCAGGUAUCGAAAGGAAGAAGCGGCGGGAGGCUCUCCUCAGCAAACCAAAUCUGCUAGAGUCACCAAGUCUACCAAGGGCAAGAAGGCUAAGGCUGCUGGCAAGGGCCGAGACGAGAGUGAUAGCCCCGAAGAUGAUGAAGAUAUGAAGCCCGUUACGAAGAAGGAGCUCAAAGAUGACGCUGCAGGUGUGAUUAAGAUCGAGGAUGGCGAUGAUGAUGAGGUUAUUGCUACUCAAAAGUGA